ACGGAUAACUGAGUAAAGGAGUUGAGCUAACCGGGAUUGUACACUUUUUAGCAGUUGAGCUCACCAGAUCCAAAAAAUGUAACGAUUAACGUUAUAUUUAUAGCUCCCCAUUUCCCUUCCCUGCUCCCAUAUCUUCGUUCUUACCGAAUUUCACUCACUUCUCACACUCUCACACACACACUCUCUCACACACACACACACACAAUGGACUACCACUCGAACCACCGCGCUACUCGCUCUCCCUCCUCCUCCGCCUCCUCCACCUCCUCUUACACUCCAAACCCUCCCACCACAACCACCACCACCACCACCACAACUACCACCACCACCGCCGCCUCUGACCCGAUGCACUCCUGGUGGGAAUCCGUAUCCAAAGCCCGUUCUCGAAUCCACGCUCUCUCUUCUCUCCUCUCCAAUUCCUCCCCUUCCUCCUCUUCCUUCUCCUUCUCUUCCCUCGCCGACUCCGACCGCCCCGCCCUCUCCCUCCUCUCCUCCCCCACCGCCUACUCCCUCAUCUCCUCCGCCCUCUCCUCCCCUCUCUCCGGAUCCGGAUCCGACCCGCUCUGCCAAUGGCUCUACGACACCUACCUCUCCUCCGACCCUCACUUGCAACUCGUCGUCCUUUCUUUCCUCCCUCUCAUCUCCGCCCUCUACCUCUCUCGCAUCCACUCCGACGACUCUCUCUCCCUCCCUUCCCUCGCCGGAUUCGAAGCCGUACUCCUCGCUCUCUACGCUUCCGAAACCAAAUCCCGCAACGGAAAGCCGAUUCUCAUCCAAAUCCCUGACCUCUCUCAGCCCUCGCUCUACCACACUCCUCGCCGCACCACCCCCGCCGCUAACAAUCGGCCUUCCGUUGGAAUUUUGUCGCUGCCUUUAGAGCCGCAGAUCGCCGUUAAAUCCACGAAACGAGCUUGCAUCGUCGGCGUCGCUCUCGAUUGCUAUUACAAGCAGAUCUCGCAGAUGCCGAGUUGGUCUAAGCUCGAAUUUUGCCGAUCCGUCGCUGCCUGGGCCGGCCAGGACUGUCCUUGUAAAAGAGAGUUCGACGACGAAUUCGAAAACUGCACGUCGUUUUCGGAUUCUAGAGCAAUCGAGAAUGGAUGUGAGAUUGAGAUUGAAGGUGUGGUUGAAGAGAUGAACAAAUUAGGGAUCCAGAAAUACAAGGCUGGUGAUAACGAUGAUGAAAAUUCCGAAAAACCUAAGGGGAUUAGAAUUCCGUUACCUUGGGAGCUAUUGCAACCGGCAUUGAGGAUUUUAGGGCAUUGCUUGUUGGCUCCGUUGAAUCCACAAGACGUAAAGGACGAAGCCGCGGUGGCCGUGAGGUGUUUAUACGCCAGAGCUUCUCAUGAUCUGGUUCCGCAGGCGAUCUUGGCCACGAGGAGCCUUAUUCAGCUUGAUAAGAGGGCGCGCGCGGCUGCUAAGAUGGAGGCAGAAGCAGCAGCAGCUGCAGCAAAUGCAUCUUCGAAUUCCAACACUCCAAGCAAGGCUAAGAAACCGGAAAUCCUAUUGGUUUCCAAGUGAUUGGGAAUGUCGCAGUUUUGCAGGUAAUGGUUGUUGUUGUAUAGUUAAAAGUUGAAGCAGUCGAAAAUUUAAUUUAUGUAGGUUAUUGCUGUAUGCCAAUAUAUAUUAGUGUUUGUAGUUCUCAGUGAUUGUUUUUUUGUAAGUUUUAAAAAUUUUAUUUCUGGAUUGACAGUUAUAAAGGAUUCAGGUCUUGUUGUGUACUUUUGUAUUUUUUUUAUUUGAGGAAAUUUGGAGAAAUGGUUUGUAACACAAACGCUUGUAUGGCGUGUGAUUUCUCUUUUGAAUUGGUUGUUGUAUAGUUAAGAAUGCUUGUUGUAAUGUGAACGAUGUCUCUUCGUGA
Messenger RNA from Quercus robur (English oak), 1858 nucleotides. RefSeq names its product A-agglutinin anchorage subunit. The transcript has a single exon. Bases 205 to 1518 code for a protein of 437 amino acids. Gene Ontology annotation, biological process: protein localization to plasma membrane; phosphatidylinositol phosphate biosynthetic process. NCBI's taxonomy places the organism in Eukaryota, Viridiplantae, Streptophyta, Magnoliopsida, Fagales, Fagaceae. Gene Ontology annotation, cellular component: plasma membrane. The record is from RefSeq and is a predicted model, not a curated record.